Messenger RNA from Paramuricea clavata, 13433 nucleotides. The record is from the annotation of a GenBank genome assembly. Lineage: Eukaryota; Metazoa; Cnidaria; Anthozoa; Malacalcyonacea; Plexauridae.
GUCAGGUCAUAAUAACGCUAUCAGUCAACAGCGCGCUGACAUCAUCUUAGAUAUUUAUAUUUAGAGCUUUUGGUUAUGCAUACAUUGUAGCAUAUUGUGCAGGGAUAGAUGCCACAUAAUCAAGUAUCUUUUUAGAGCACGUAUCAUUUGGCUCAAUCUCCUUUCUAUUCUGUCUAAACAAUCAAAUUGCAAGCGAAGCACAUGAGAAGAAAAGAUCGUUUACAAGGAACAUUACGAUACAGUGAUUCGGAACAUUUUCCUGUUAUGCAGUCGCCUUUGAAUAACACUCAAAAAUGUUCCAUUUCAAAUGAACACAAAGAAGAGACUCCUGUCAGUUCAAACGGCAAAGAAAGACGACGAACUCACUGCAUUAACAUGGCGUUUGGAGAACUUCGAAAAUGCAUUCCAAACGUCCCAACGGAUACAAAGCUUUCAAAAAUAAAAACUUUGCGUUUGGCUAUUAGUUAUAUUCAGUAUUUGACAGAGAUGCUGGACGCUGAAGAAGACGACUUAUACAGAGCGAGAAUCAUAGCUUACGAAAUUGCAAGCAAAAACGAUCACAAUGUGAUAAAACGGAAGAAGGUCGUUAAAAGCGUAAGUGUGUUAUAUUAUACGAUGUGUUCAUUCUUAGUAUAAUUGAGCAUGGAACAGUUUCGGCCUAAAAUGUAUAGCGAUAACAUCCAUGAAAAUAUCAUUCAUUUUUAUUCGUUGAUCUUCUUUAUAUCAGCUUUUCGACUAUCAUCUACUUAUGAUCACUGCCACUGGUCUGAUUAGCCAUGGCCAACAUUCCCUCGAGUAAAAUCCUUGCAGUUUUCAAUAAACAAGCUCAGUCAACUUAUCUCAAAACUCCCACGUUCAGUUCCCCCUAAUAUAAAUAGGUAGUCCAAGCGCGAAUAAAGAAGUAUAAGGAUUUCGCGAAAUUGCAAAAUUUGAGCGCAGUCUGAGUAUAUGAGGCCUUUUAAUACUAGCCUAUAGGGAAUUUUCAGUGUUGCCCACUAGGUAUAAGCUACAGCCAUACUUACAGGUCUAUAUGAUAUAGUGUUAUUUCGUAAGAUGUAUGUAUGUAUUUGUAUACUGUUCCGUGAAUAUAGAUAUCAGGUAAAGUUGGCAAAGUUGCACAUAUUGGAAUUGGCUUACGAGAUUUACUCAUAGGUUUUCCUUAAGCCUGUUUUCCACUAGCGAAUUUGUUCGCGCGAAUCUUUUGUAUUAUGAGCUCUCGGCUGGAACUAAUUAGAUUUUUAAUCGAUUCUUUUCAAUUUAAACAAUAGAAAAUUCGCUUCGCGCGAAGAAAUUCGCCAGUGGAAAACAGAAUUGGCCUUUUGCUAACUGAUUAACAAAUACCUUGAUUAACAAGUGCCUUGCAUCGACACGUCGGACUCGAACAGUGCAUCUUUCUGGGUAUUUUCUAUUUUAUAACCAAGACGAAACACGAGAAGCGACCUAUAAAAUAUAGUAUAGUUGCGCAUAUUAAUCGAGCAACUCUUCUUAAUAAGGACUUUGAAAACAGUGAAGUCUCCUUUGCUUGCAAAAAACUCGUUUAUUUGAAUUUAAGACACAAUAAAUUUCUUUAAGGUUUCAGAUCUGACUUUUAUUUAUGAUAAAAAAAACCCAGUAAAAUAAAAACAUGAACAAUUCUCCAUUACCUGUAAGUAUGUAUGUAUACGGACUGGAACCAGAAAACAUCGUGCAUGGUAUAUAGGUUUCAUUAUAUAUUAUACUCGUGCAUGUGAUCAGUGCAUGUAUUGAAGUUUAAUUAUUUGACUAUGUGUAUGCAUUUGCGAGUCGGUGACUAAUUUACUCUUGUUUAUAUGGAAAUAAGUGCUGCGAGCUUUUUUGUUUCACAAAUUUAUCAGCAGGAAAAUGACUGGUUUUAAGGUUUCUACAAUCAUUGAAGAGGUUGAAGAGAUUUUAACUUUUUUACCAGUCCUUGCCAUUUGAACGAAGCCAUGAGUUGCUUUAAUAGCCUAAUGGUUGCCACCAUCAACUAUAUCAGGCUAUAUGUAAUAAAUGGGUUUUGUGAUUGGGACACUCGGCGGCGGCGGCGGUAUAACAAUAGGGAGUUUAAGCAUGUAGGACGGCAACACGACGACGACGGCAACCAAUACAAUGAGUCAAUUGAAAAGAAAUAAAUAAUUAAAGUCCUGGGGGAGUUUCAGACGUGGUCGUCGCCCUGUUGACAACGGCAAAUCACAGAUUUUCACGUCUUUUAUAUAACGCCUGCAUUUCAAGCCGUAACAAGUGCAACCUAAAAUUCGGUUCAGUAGAACUCUUCCCAAACAUAAAGCCAAUGUUUUCAACUACUUUACUGUAUUAACUUCUUACGAAUUAUAAUAUACGACAAGGUUUCUUUACUAUCAUUUAUUUGAAGGAAUUUGUUUUGCCCGUCGUCGUCGUGUUGCCGUCCUACAUGCUUAAGCUCGCUAAUAAAGCAUGCACGUUAAUAAAACUAAAGAAUAAAUUAUCUAAAGACGAGUCACAAAUUAACCGCUCUGAUGUAAACUUUUGUUAAAGCCUAAAGGAACAUGUUCAUUUUAGGUUUUAUAAUUUAUAUUUUCAUAUUUCAUAAUGAUGUACGCACACUGUUGGCAGGAUUUGUGUAUUCAGGAUAACUUUGUGUGGCUUUAAUGAAACUAUUAAUAACCGGACGAAACCUAGGCGAAAAUCCAACUCAGAACAAAUUUGACGUUUUUUGUCUUGCCUCUUGGCAUUUCAACACGAUAAAUCUAGCCAAGUUCACUCAAUUUUAAUAACGAAUAUCUUCGCUGAUAAUAUCGUGGUUUGCGCCUGUUUACAUCCUGGGACCAAAUACAGCAUGGUUCUGAUCACGGUUAAUCGUGUUCUGAUGCAAACAGAUGGAACUGCGGAAGUUUUCUUUCCAUUCCCUUUAAAUCAAUGAUAUGGGAAUGGUAGCUCCUCUGUUAUUUGCUAAAAUUAAUAACCGCGAAUAUAAACUAUAAACUAUGUUGAUAAUGUCCAAAUUCGAGAUAGAAAAAGGUGUGAAGAAUUUGCAAAUAUGACAAACUAGCUACAGUUAUUGCUGUAGGUUGCCACAACCUGUUUGUUAUGGAAUGUUUCAGUUUCUUAAUUGUUUAUGGUGGCAAAUCCAGUAAAAAUGGCGUUCCACUAAAAAAUCAGGAGACAUUAGAUUUAGAUUCCGAGGUAGACACCUUACGGCACUGAAAUUAAGGAACAUUUUAAAGUUUUCUGCCAUUUGAGAUUUCAAUGUUGUUAAUUCAUGUCCAUCGCCAAUGAUACUGUUAUCACACCAUUAUUAAGCAGGCGCCUGUCCACGAGGUAAAUAUGACGUAGGGUCCCUAACCGCGGUCCUUGGGGCCAUAGCCGGGCUAAGCCCCCCGCAAAUAGAUGUGAGUGGGAUCGAAGAAUUUUAUGAGAUUCUUCGUUGUCUGAAAUGUAAAAUGAACAAAAAUGAUAUAGUUUCUACCCGUCAAAUCUUCCCCUCAAACACAGGAAAUGCCAUGUCUAGUUCACAUUUCCCACACAAACCAAACAAAUCGUCUAUGGCCGCGAAAAAUCAUCUUUUUAAAAGUCACUGCACAAGAUUAUUUAGGAUUCUUUAGACGGAGCUUUAGACUAACAUCUUGGUCGGUCAGAAUGCCACGAUUUUGUGAAAUCCUGUUCAAUCAACUAAAAAUGCCAUCAUUUAUUGAAAUUAAUAUCAAUCCAAAUCUCUGGACGCAUUAUGUCAUUCAAGUUGACAAUUUAGCUGAAUGCAUAUAUAUUUGCAGGGUAACUCGUCGCAUAGGACUAUUGCUAAUUGUCACCUUGUCUGCAGGAAAUUAAAUGCUCUCUUGACCUUGUGCUUCUCCUAUAAUCACAUUUAGUUAUACUUUUUGGCAUUUCCUUUAGAAAAUCUUAUUAUACUUGGGUAAUGAGCUGCGCUGAUAAACAAAAACUACCUUUUUCCAAACUAUAAUAGUAUUGGUAUAUUACAAAUAAAGUGUGUGGAUAGUGGAUAGUUAAUUGCGCUUAUUUCCAGCUCAUGAUGAAUGGAUGUAUUUCGAGACAUCUCGUUCGAUCAUCCCACACAUUUAGAAUCUGAGCGUAUAAUCUUCAAUUUUUUAAUGCAAUUACUUUCGGUACUGAAAUCCCGACUGAUUCAUUUCGGUGGUUGCCGUGGUUCUAUAAUGCACUUGUCACUGGGAAGCCCACCCCCCCCCCCACCCACCCCGGGCAUACAUGGAGCAUUGACUCUAAGCGAAAAUAUCUGCAAAAAUGCCCCAUAACAUGGGGACCAACAUAAAGUCUAACCCCGUCUAAACCCCUACUGAGCACUUCUCAAUAGCAUAAUAUUCAAUAGCAUUUUAUUAUUGACAACAAAUCUUAAAAAUAACAAUGUUCAUAUAAAAAUGAAUCAAGAGAACGUUUUUCUUCAACUGUUUUAAAACAAAAAUUAAACGACCAAACUUUUACACAUGCAAAUGAUAGUUUGAGAUAUAAAUACUCUGGUAUUUAUAUCUCAAACUAUCAUUUGCAUGUGUAAAAGUUUGGUCGUUUAAUUUUUGUUUUAAAACAGUUGAAGAAAAACGUUCUCUUGAUUCAUUUUUAUAUGAACAUUGUUAUUUUUAAAAGAGGCAACAAAGAGGCAACAUAUAAAUGCAUUUACAUAACAAUAAAAGCCUUCAAGUUGACCUUCGGAAUUCGCCAUUUUGAAAUGCGGUUCCCAGGGGUUCCCAGUGACAAGUGCAUAAUGUCAUUGUGCGCAACAUCGAUUGUCGACCGUUGUACAGUACUCUCUUUUAACGUAGUGUGUGUGGGGAGGGUACCGUGACUUGAAAUGGUAAAUACGCCAAGUUCUGUCUAGCGAACAUUGUAUUUGUAGUCUAGAUUAUAGUAAAUCCAGUUUGGCUUGUUAUCAUUUAAUUUUAGCAAUAUUUGGCAAACGUUUUAAUUUUGGUCUUUGAAAAGUUGAGAUAAACUGUUCUCUGGAGUACAUUAAAUCAAUUAAGCUGCAUAGCUUUUCACAAGAGCGCUAUCGUUAAAUGUUACUUACAUAUCAGCAUUUCCGUUUUACAGGAUAAAAAUAGCUACGAUUAUCGGCUGCAGAUACGAUAAAGAUGUUUGUUCAAGGGAUUUGUUCAAAAUUAAAUGAAAAAAGAUUUGUGAAUUGCACAAAUGCGAUAUUUUUAUGCAGGUACAUCCGGCGUUACGACGCUAUCAAAUAUAUAUAUAAUAAUCGACGAUGACGACAAUAAUAUGUUCUAUAACACAGAAAUCAGAAAGUUCGUCUUAGUUGUAUUGAAUUGCGUAACAAGCUAGACCAGCAACAUUUUACUUCAUAUCGCAGUUAAAUGCCUGUAAAAGAUUAAACACCUGCAGGGCGGCCAGCCGGUCGAAUCUGUUAUUGGCAGUAAUCCUCGAUUAAAAUAAAAAAUUUCAGUUUGUUUCUGGCUCCGUUCACUCGGGACGGAAUGAAUUCAGACCAGAACCGUACUCAAAUUUGCACGACUUCUCCUUGUGCGUUUACAAGGGACGGAUGGAACAGAGUUCAUGCCACUAUUCUCCAUGCCACCCAGUCAUUCACUGUUGACUUAUUUUAAUUUAUUUAUUUUAUUUACAAUCUUUGUCAAAUUUGACAGGUUAGUCCCAGUCCCACAGAGCAUCACCUACGACCCCGGUAGGGUUGUAUAUUUUGAUGGGCAUAAAAAUCAUGGCUAUUGAUUUGACGGAGCACAACAGAAAUAUUUAACCACAUAUUAAGGGGGUACGAAACAUUUAUUAGCAACUACCAGCAACCUCGUUCCUAGGCUCUUCCCCAACGAGAGUGGACGCAACCUCGUACCCAAGGAUUUUACGCUUGGAUCCCUGGGGCCAGUCGUCCAAAGCUCUAUUAGCAUUAACCCUAUGUUAAAAUUCUACUAAACUACUCCUGUUACAGGAGGGUCCAAAUGUUUCGCUUAUAUUUAUUAUUAUUACUGGAUUUAUAACUACAUACAAUAACAUAAGUUAAAUUACUAUGUAGUUUACAACUUAAUUUAAUUACAAUUAUUUACUAUCCUAAUUGUUGUUCAUAGUAUUAAAAAAGUUAAUAGCAUGUGAAAGCGGGCUAUUUUUAAAUCUAUUAGUUCUACUAAAAAGUUGUAUCAACAAUUUUUGUUCCCUCUAGUGUUUCUUCCGUCACCUCAGAUCUUUUUGGAGGAAGCAAAUGAUUAAGCUUAUAUGAUCUUCUUGAAGACUUGUUCGGUCAUAUCUGAUAUUAAUUUGAAACAGUGGUCUUUUCUUCGUUGUUCCAAUAUUAUCAACUUGUUCGCUUUCAAUACCUGUUCGUAAUCUUGUCCUGGAUAUAUUAUACGAAAUGCUCUUUUUGAAUCCUUUCGAUAUUGCAUUGUUGUUUAGCAGUUAGACCCCCAGACCAUAAAACAUCACCAUAUUCUGAAACCUGCCUGAUUAUUGAAUUAUAAAAUGCCAACAGGUUCUUGGUGAGGGCACCAUAAUUCUUUAAGAUUUUUAAAAAGUAGUCUUUUCCGGUCCUUUUUAAUCAAAGCCCAAGUGUUAGUCUCCCAUUUCAGAUUAUUAUCGAUCCACACACCCAGUAAUUUGUAGGAGCUAACACGACUUAUUGGAGACUGUUCCGCUUAUAGUUCAGGAAUUUCUGUCUUCGUUUUUCUGAAGUCUAUAAUCAUUUCUUUGCACUUUUUACUGUUCAAAAUCAUGUCUUGGUCUUUCGACCAUUCCAUCACCAAGAUUAACUGUUCCUGCAUAUUGCCUAUCUGGUCACCCGAACCAUGCUGUGACACGUCCAAAAUUUCUGAUAUAAAGGUGGUGUCGUCCAUAUAGAUGACUACCAUAUUACUGUCGUUUUCCAAACAAGCUUGUUCUAAGCUAACGAAUGCAAGUGGGCCAAUUUUACUACCUUGGGGUAUGCCCCGUUAACAUCUUCUAAGUUUGAGGUCACGUUUCCUAAUUUAGUUAUCUGGUUUAUCAAGUCGAAUGUUUUACUAAAAUCCAAAAAUAGUACCCUAAUUACGGUCCUCGGUUUCUCCAGAGCUUGAUACCAGUUGUGUAGUAAAUUUAAUAGAGCCAGGAUUGUAGAUGAGCCCAGGAGACCACCAUAUUGUGCUGCGGGAUAUGUUAGAAGAAAUGUCUUCCAUCAUCCAUUCAACUACAAACAACUCUUGGAUCUUAGAAAAAAUACUUGUGAGGGCAAUUGGGCGUAUAAAGCUUCUACAGACGGCAAUGGGACAAUCUUCGGGAUGGGGCAGAUAUCAUAUGCUUUCCAAAUCUUUUUUUCAAGAUUUUCAAAAAAAUAGUUUUUAAAAAAGUUUUAAAAGAGUUUUAAAAAGCAAAAAAAGUUUAAAAAGUUGGAUUUUUAAAAAAGUUUAAAAAAAUUAAAAAGUUUAAAAAGUUAGGGUUAGGGGUUAGUGGUUAGGGUUGGGUUAGGGUUAGGGUUAGUAUUAGUAUUAGUAUUAGGUGCCGCGAAUUUAUUAUUAUGAUAAAUUCAAAAUGUGCCGCGAAUUUAUCAUAAUGAUAAAUUCGGACGUGUUUAAGAAUUUACUCAUAUAGUAAAUUCAAAGGUGGAGCUCAUGCUGUUGUAAAUUGAUCAACUUUUUCACCAAGUGAUUGGAUGGAGAGAACAUUAUUCCAGUCAUAGUUUGAAAGGCGACUUCUGAAUAAUGUCAAAUUAGAUUCUUUUGCUGGGCGGACUUUGCACUUUCGUUUCGAGAUUGAGUUUACAUGAUUCCCAUUUCCCAGCCGAGAACUUUAAUUUUACGCAAGAAUGAUCACUAGUACCCAGGGUAGCAGAGAUUACUGGUUUCGAAUAAUAAUCCUUUAUAUUUGUGAAAAUUAAGUCAAGCGUAACUUCUUUUCUUGUUGGCGAAUGGACUAUUUGCUUUAAGUUACAAUGAAUGGAAAACGUUUUGGGGUCAAAGCCGUUGCCCCUUGGGUUAAAAUCACCAGUGAUGAUAAAUGCAGAAUCAGGACUUUCAGUUAUAAGUUUAUCAUAUGAUUCCGAUAGAUAAUCAUAAGCGGCUUUCUCGAUGUUAUCAUGUAAUAAAUCCGGUGGCAAAUAAAUGCAUGCGAUAACCAGGCGUGAAAUUGACCCCGGAAGUUUCUUUGGCUGGCAAGUUAUCCAUACACACUGUAUACUCUCAUUUGUUAAAUCACUAUGAUCACGAGUUCGGUACGGCAAAGUUUCAUGUACAUAUAUAGCUACACCUCCUCCUUUUCUACCACUUCGGUCCAGGGCAUUUUUUAAGAAUUCGUCAGUGGGGAGGCAUCUACAAAAAGGGACCAUACUGUACCGAGUGUGGAACCAGCUUGAUAAACUUAGAGGACUGACUCCCACGAAGCGCCACCAUGGUUGGCACAGAGCGGGAAAAUUUUGAAAAUUUUACGUCUCUAAAUCGUCAGAAAUGGCAUUUUCAAAAUCUUCUCUACCUCUUUUGUUAGGCCCUUCCAUUAAUUCGUUCAUUAUGAUUUGUGAGUCUAUGCUAUCCGCGAGUCAGGAUGGAUUAUUACGAGAAAUGUUAUCAAAAUAUCGAUUACCGAUAUUUGAUUAUAUAUAUAUAUACGAUUUCAAAUACUUCUAGUUUCGAAAUCAAUUUUGUUUUGUGGGGGGGCCAAAAUUAUCCCCCCCCCCCCAUAAAACACUGGGUUGGGGGCCCGUUGCGCUCUGCAGUCACUAACUUGUUUAGCCGAGCCUUCCAACAACUCAAAUAUAUAGGGUCUAGGAAAUGCAAUCCACUGGAAAAUUUUUAAAAUCUAAUAAGGUAUUUACAACACAAUGUUUAGCAUUAAAAAUAAAAUACAGGACAUAAAAUUCACAAAGCAAAAAUUUCAGUUACUAGAAUAUCAAACCUCCCUUUAGAAUAUCAAACCUCAUGUUUUGCUUAUAUUUUAGAGAAAAGGGACUUUGACUGGGGGUGGGCAAAAUGGUUGAGUGGGGGGGGGCACACCAUGGGGGCUGGGGGAGCUUUGCCCCCCCCAGUUAUACUGUAUAGUUUUAAAAAAAAUGCCCUGCUUCGGUCAGCUCUAAUAAUAUCAUAGUUAGGUAAACUUACGGAUCGCUGGGGACAGAUUCAUCUAGCCAAGUCUCGGUAAUGCAUAUAAUUUGAUGGUCGGCUUCACUGCUGAAACAAACAAGUUCGUCGAUUUUCCCAUUAUAUUUGAAUUGAUACGGAAGAUUUGCGAGGUGUUUUAAUUCUAUUUUAGAAAUGAAGGUUUAUAAGUCUUGUGGUAGAUGUCUGGUCCCUAAUUUAUAAAUUCGAACGAGACUUAAUUGGAGUAAGUCUUAAUGACUUUAAAAUACUCAUUAAAAAUCCAUAAACCUUGUGGCAAAUCAUGUCAGCCAUAACAUGUCACGUGGAGUGACUUUAUAUCUGAUAAAACUCAUCUUCAUUAGUAUUCUUUAUAUAAUUGUUCAUAUCCUAAUUAGUAUGAUUAUAUAAUUAUUCAUCCUAAUUAGUAUUCUUUUGUGGUCGUAUUUUAAGCUAUUCAAAACACGAGGAGUGUAUCUCACUGAUGGUGAAGGAAGGAGUUUAAAUACUACUUCAAACACUCAUUAAUAAUUCAUAAGCUUAUUGGCAAAUCAUGUCAACCAUCAUAUGUCACGUGCAGUGGCUUUAAACCUGAAAAACACUCUUAAUUAGUAUUCUUUAUAUAAAGAAUACUAAUAAGGCAGUAAUAUAUUGUAGUCGUGUCCUCAUGAGUAUUCUUUAUAUAAAGAAUACUAAUAAGGCAGUAUAUCUAUUGCAUUUGUAGUCGUGUUUGAAGCCGUUUAAUAAACUCGCAGGUCGUGUUUUAUUAGGUCUAAAGCCACUCGCGCUGCGCCCUCGUGGCUUUGAACCUAAUACAAUAAAACACUCCUGCUUAUUUAUUAAACAGUACUUAAUAUUUCAACUUUUAAUAUCUUCUCAUUCAUUUUUUGUAAACUUGAUAUUUGUGUAGGAAAAGAAAGAGAAGAAACAAGAUCGAAAGUGCAGACACAGUAGAACAGGAUGGCCACAACAUGUCUGGGCUCUUGAUUUACGUUAGCCACAUUCAACGACCUUUGGGAGUCGAUUAUAACAAAAAUCUACAUACUGUAGUGAAACUUUCAAUUUUCAAGUUCUAACCUCAUAUCUUUACUACAUUAUUAGGAGGUUAAACAACUUCUAUUGCUUUACUUUGGUGACAUGAUGACACUGGGGGCUGUUAAAGCAUAUUCGUUCCAAUUCUAGGAUCCUGAACCAAAAUUAAUCCACUCUUAGGAGUUGACCAAAAUUAAUUCAAUGCACCUUUAGAAAUGGUAUUUUGCCGACAUAGAGUGAAAAAACCCGUUUCGGUCAAAAGUUACAGUAUUUUAAAAUUUGAAAUUAAACCAUGAAUCCAAGGAGAAAAUAUCAAAUCACUAGUCUGCAAUGAAAGUUUAAUUAGUGAAUAAGUCGUGUUGCGAAACAUACCGCUGUUUGUAUAUGUUCAUCAGAAAAUGGGAUUGCAGAUGUAUUAUAUUAAUUGUAUUUAUCUUGUAACAAAAUGAAACGGUUAAGUCAAAGUGGUUAAAAAGUCUGGGAGCUGAUAUCAUUGGCUGGGAAAGGUUAUUUUUUGCAGCCCAGAUUUGACAAUGUCAAUGGGUUGGUGUGUAAAUAGUUGGCAUUCCGCAAAAUUUGAAUUUUUCGAACUUCGUAACGCACCUCUCGUUAAAAUAUUUUUCCUCAACCCUCCUGAUCUGUUAAUUACCCGUGAUUAUAUCAGGAGAGUUGAGGAGAUAUUUUAACGAAAGGUGCGGUUACGAAGUCCGAAAAAUUCAAAUUUUUAACGGUUUGGUUCCAGACCAGAUCGACUCACGAGUUCGGAGAAAGUUCUUUAAUUUACAUUAAGUUGUUUUAAUUCUUCAAGGAAAAGCGAGGGAAAUGAUUUUACAAAUUGGAAAAAUAGAACAAACAUAAAUAUGUAUAGCGGCGGCUUUAGAAGCGUUUGGCAAUAUUUUAUCGGCAAGUUUUGUUGAAAUUUAGGUCUUGCCCAAGUUCGCCCGGCGAUACAGCCUACCUUUGCGUUCUUGAUAGCGGGUGGUAAUAUUAGAUGAUAUACAAUAUAGGCCGGGUUCAACCAAUGGCCUGAAAAUCAACGAAAGUGAAGUAAAUGACACAAAUGACACAGUAAACAAGUAAGUCCACCAAUAUUUUUAAUCAAUGCAUAUUUAGGCUCUUUUUUACAGUAUUUUACAAUAUAUUAUAAAGUGUAUGUUAAAUCGCAUUCUCAUGAUGUCUUUAUAUCAUUAUAUCAAACUAAAAUCACUCCUAAAACACCUAGAAUACAUAAAGGAAAGUAAGUAAGUUAUACUUUAUAAUUUAAUUAAAGUAAAUGUUAGGCAAAAUAUAAUAAAAUACAAAAUAAAUAAAAACCCACACAGAGCCUGGGCCACUGUGACUUAGCGAGGGCUAAAAUCGGGUUAUCUUUUCACGUCACGCAAUCACGAAACCUAAUCCAAUCCCUAACCUCCUAACCAUUAACCAAUCAUAUUUCGUGACUGCGUGACAUGAAAAUGUAACCAAAGUGGUUACACACACACCGAGAAUUAUCCGACGUGUUUUGACCAAUCACGAACGAGAAUAGCCUUUGAAUAUAUAAUAAUUACAGUUAUUCCACGUUCUUAUCGAGUUCGUCAGCUAGAUGCAUAGCCAAUGCAGACAUGGCGCAGGUUGGAUUCCAGGAAGCACCAGUAGGCCAGAGGGCACCACCAGUGAGAUACACAUUGUCGACACCACGGAAUCGAUAAUCCAGACCCACAGGGGCUGACUCGUCGUCACCUAUCCACAUAGUUGAUGCAUCAUGGACCAGACUCGGAACACGAAUCAGCUCAGCAGUAGGACGCCCGGUCUUCCAAGUAUUAAAAUGCCAGUACUCCAGCUGAUCACCAGAAUCCAAGAAAUUCUCGAGAAUUUCAAAAGUAGACUCGUCCAUGGUAUUCCAAAGAGCGUUGUCUUUGUCGUUGGCCACGACCUGCAGAGUAGCGUUGCUGGUGAUAUCUGCAUCAUUGUUGAGACGAAACCAAUUAUCUUCGUUGUUGUGAUCAAGCUGACCAAGGCAAGCGCAGGCAAAAACAAUAUGUAGCGGGUCCUUGGAGGUUCGCCGUUGUUCCAACGAUGGUGCGGCAAAUACAUCCGGAAGAUAGCGCAUAAUGCCAUAAAUAUUCUCCUCUGGUGUCUCAUCUAUGAUGGCAGUUAACUGAAUGUGGAACUGGUGCUUUGAAACGGGAUUUUCACCGGCUAUGUACACAGCAGCCAUUUCAAGUUUUACUUUAAGGAGCUCUCUAAGAGAGGAAUACCAGUUGCUGGUGCCAGCUAUGUCGUCAGUUAAUGGAAUACGCGCGAUGAUGGAACUGAUGAAGUGAGAAGUAAACCGGUUUCCAAUGCCACUUAGCAUCGAAAAAGAAGUGGACGGGAAAGAAUUGAGCAUGAGCGUAGUAGGAGGAAGAGUACCCAUAGCCAGAAUUAGCUUAGCAUCUCCAAGGGUAAAUUCCCCCUUGCUGGUCUCGAGGGUUAUUGCUUUGCCACUUUCUUGGACUAUCUUCUUGACCAGGCAACCCAACAUUAUUUGCAACGGCUGUUUCUCUCCUUUCCCGGUUUUAUACUUUGUGACCAGCAAUAGAUCCAGCAGAGGGCCUGAAACGGAAUAUUUUUGAUAGUCUUCAUAUCUGAAAAUUGAAAUUGAAAUGGUGUAUCAAAAAAAGGAGACCUUUAGAAAUCAAGCAUAUUGUUAAAAUUUGAAUGCCUUUUUAAUUGCACAUAUGCUGAACCGUGGUGCGUGAAAUAUUGAUGGAGUGCAUAUAUUAGAAAAAGGAGACCUUUAGAAAUCAACCAUUGUUAUAAUUUGAAUCCUUGAGCAGUUUGCUAAGCCCACGAGUGCGUAACAUGCGAUCUACGUAUACAGUAUGCAUGACAGAUUGUUCCCAGGAGCAGACAAUCUUUUGUUUAAAUGUUAUUUCAAUUUCUAAAGGUCUCCUUUUUCUAAUAUAUGCACCCCAUCAAUAUUUCACGCACUACGGUUCAGCAUAUGUGCAACUGAAAAGGCAUUCAAAUUUUAACAAUAUGCUUGAUUUCUUAAGGUCUCCUUUUUUUUUGAUACACCCUGUAUAAAAUGGCAAUUCCCUGAGGAGGGAUUUACGUUCAUUUAGUUCAGACAUGACUAACAAAAACUAAAGUAUAGUUUGUAUUUACUUAUCUGCCACAGGGGCGGAUUUAGACCGUUGCAACUGUAGCAUAUGCUACGGUCAGAUUUUCCAUAGGCCAGUUCUAACAUGGAUCAUAAAAUCAAUCUAAAAUAUAAUUUAGCAAUAUUUUGUUUACUUUCCUUGUUUAUAUUUCAAGGUUUUAUUUUAUUUAGUUUUAUAUGUUUAAAACAUUUUAUUUUGACAAAUUGAUGACAUUGAUACGUAACGUUAAUUGUUUUAAGAAUUCCCGCCCGAAAAUACGGUUGUAAUUGCCCGUUUGCGG